Dibothriocephalus latus is the source of this 201-nucleotide messenger RNA. The record is from the annotation of a GenBank genome assembly. NCBI's taxonomy places the organism in Eukaryota, Metazoa, Platyhelminthes, Cestoda, Diphyllobothriidea, Diphyllobothriidae.
AUGUUUCAGGUGAAACCAGACAUAUUCAACAAAGGUGCACUCUUAAAUAUCGGUUUCCGAGAGGCCGUUAAGGCAGCCAAUUAUAGUUGCUUCAUUUUCCAUGAGGUCGACCUUCUUCCUGAGGAUGACAGAAUGAUAUACGGUUGCGAGAAUCAACCACUUCAUAUGACUGCAACGAUCGAUAAGUUUAAUUACUCUUAA